AGAUUACCUUCUUCGGCAUGGAUGGCCUGAUAGGGAUGAGGAUGAGGAAUCUGCGGCGUCAUUCGGAAUGUUUUAGGACCUUACUGUGGUAGAUGCUUUGUCUCCGGAUGAAGAGAGUAUGUACUAUGUAGGUCGUAUUUACUACCUAGCGGGUACAGAUCUAGCAUCCCGAUUCAACCUUCAGAUGUAGUCCUAGUGGCGUUUCUGUACAACUCCGGAGUCUUUUUUUUUUUUUUAGUACUUACGAUAGGCACUCCACCCUUGGCAUCGAUCACUUCCAAAGGGGAAAUUUAAAGAUGCAGGAAUCCAAGGUUAUCCCCCAAAAGAACAUCCCAAAUAUCACACUCGAGGAUCCUGAAGCCGCUGAGAGCAAAGGGCGCUGCAGGUGUCUGGCAAGUGACGAUGAUUCGUUCUACGUGCUGGUAUAGUGCAUGGACUCGAAUUCCCGCCGGGGCGCUAUCAGCUGCACGUUGGAUCCCCACUACCCAAUCAGCCCGUGAGACCUUGCGACUUGAGUCGGUCAUCCCGUCCAGUUCGGAAAGGUAUUUGACCCCUCCAUCAUAUCAUGUAUUUGUCGUUAACUGCUCUGUACGGGGAUUAGAUACCAGUAGUACCUCCUACAGGUUGUGUUGUAGUGGCUUUGACCACGGAAUUCUUAAUGAUCAGCUUCUAUUUAAUACUCUGGUCUUAUUCCUGACUCUGCUGCUAAAAGUAUCAAUAUCUGUCAGAAAAGUAAGGACAAGUUUACUUGAAACCACGCCGACAACUUUCAACCCGUUGGACCCCCCUGUGGCGGUUCCAAGGUUCGUAAAGGGAUGUUCAGAUUCUGUUUGUUACCGAGAGACUUGGACCAUGGAUAAGAACCCCGCUAAUACUUUGCUGAGCGUUUUGUUCAAAAAGACAAUCAUGAUAGGGACGGGAAAGAAGAUAAAAAAAAAGGCGAAAGGAAGUUUUAAUUAGAUUUUAUUGAAUAUAUUAUUAUUAUUAUUAUUAUUAUUAUAGUUAACUAGUUAAUAUCAAUCAAGUCAUGAAU
Aspergillus ochraceoroseus IBT 24754 is the source of this 1033-nucleotide messenger RNA. RefSeq lists its product as uncharacterized. The coding region runs from base 403 to 960 and encodes 185 amino acids. The record is from RefSeq and is a predicted model, not a curated record. The transcript has a single exon. Lineage: Eukaryota; Fungi; Ascomycota; Eurotiomycetes; Eurotiales; Aspergillaceae.